UGCAUUUACUGUGUUGAAAUACAAAAUUAUGAAGUAAAUAGUAAAUACCAAUACGUAAUAGCACGCGGGUCCCCUUUUAUAAUGUUGUUGUUCAAAUUAUUGAGUGUUGUGUGUCUGCUGGCGAUGAGCUCCCGGUGCCUCGACGAAGAUUAUGAGGAGUUGGAGUACGAUGAUGGAGUGGAUUUCGAUAACUACCAAGACGACACUGAGACUAACAUUAAGGGCAAGCUGGACACCCGCGUGCGAAGAGACCCUCCUGCUGGUAGACUGUUGAAGACACUCAACCCAGAGGAAAUACGAGAAGUUAGAGAAGUGCUAAAACAACUUCUACAGGAGAAUAUUUAUAACGAAACACACACCGUCAGCAAUGGAAGCCAGUCUUUAGAAUUCUCGUCGACAAGUGAUCCAGGCUACGAGACGUACCUGACGAUUGCGGCCGAGUCGGCUGAGAUAUUGCUCGGAGCGACCACCCCGCAGUCCACAGACAACGUCUCUCUAGCCAGGCCUUCGAGAUCCACAGCACUUACAGUUCUGAGGCAGGCUAGCUCGCAGAACCCUACUCUAAGUGACGUUCUAUUAAAUACAACUGGAGUGAAUAAAUCAACGACCGCGUUCUCACCCAAAUACCCGCUGAACGUGCCGGCGCUGCUGGACCUGAUCGCGUACCUGGCGGCUGACUACGAGACCAACCUGACCAGGAAGCUCAACGAGACCCUGGCCAACAUGACGCUGCCGACGUGCGCCAUACAUACCACGCCCACCCCCACCACUUCGGAGUACGACGCUAACGCCACCGGCUCCGUCAUAGCUAAGUGCUUCGUGUGCGGUCUGGAGGACGAGGGCAUUCCGCGGGACGCGCAGUGUGCCGACGCCUUCGCCGGGGACUUCAUCCCGCUCGUGCCGGUCGACCCCACGGCACGUGCACAGAUCUCCCGAUACCGAAAGUAUUGCAAGUACAUGAACAUCAAGGGGCACCUGGUGAACGAGUCGCAGCCGCGGUCGUUCUUCGGGCGCUGGACGGGAGGAUGUUCAGUCCGCUGGAUCGACCUGAGCGGGGUGUACACCCAACGCUCCUGCCGCAGCCGGUACGGUGCCAGCGUGGGUCGACAUUUUGGCAGCAAGCGAAUGGCCAAGCUCGAGAUGUCUCUCUUGAGUGUGGACAACGGCUGCAUCAUCAGUCCCAUGGCGACCCUGGUGCCUCUCUCCCGCGGUGUGUCUCUCUACGCGCGCUUCCAUGCCUGCGUCUGUACCGGGAACUGGUGCAACCGGAUGACCAGGCACGCGCCUAACUUGCCGCUCAUCUGGUUCAUAUUCCUCGCCUCAAUAUUCUGGCUGCGACAUAAAUUCUUACCUGUUUCUUAAUUAUGCUUUAUUAAAAUCAACUUUCUACAUUUCCUUAGACAUCAGCACCAUUUCAUUCUAUUAUUAACUUCAUGUGUCAGAUAAACCUUUGUAGUCACUAUAGGAUCUGUAGUUGUAUAUUUUUGGUUACAAGUACCAGUUUUAGGUUACAAAAAUACCUUAUUGUAAUAAUUCCAUAAGUUGUGUGCAGAAUUCCAUAAUUAUACAAAUGUUGUGAUUUUUAUUGAAUGUAAAUUCCGCUAGGUUUCAUUUUUAAUCAAUUCUCAGAUUAAUUAAAGAGUACUAAAAGAAGAAAAUAUCUGAAAAUUUAAUAUAGGUUUUUAAUAAUUCUAAGUGACGAUGUUUGAAUGAAUAAAAUCAUGAGGUGAUAACAAAAAACAAAAGCAGAUUGAAACAAAUAUUGUUACACUCUGGCCUGGCGCAUUAGGUUUAUAACCUCAACAUACUACAUACAGUGCUUACUGAAACAUACCUACUUAAUUCAGUUCUGAAAGGCGGGUAGUAUGAUAAUGUAAUAUAUUUAGAUUAGCGUUGUUCCUUUUCUUAUUCUUUGUAUACUUACAAUACAUUUCAAAUCAUCUGAACCACAUAAAGUAACGUUAUACAAAUUGUUAUUAUUGUGGCUGUUAACUGUUGUUAUAUAAAAUUAAGGUAAGUGGGGACUAUGAUAAUCUAGUCUGUUUACGAAUAUACCUAAUAUGUU
Molecule: messenger RNA, 2065 nt
Organism: Leptidea sinapis
Lineage: Eukaryota; Metazoa; Arthropoda; Insecta; Lepidoptera; Pieridae
Exons: 7
Coding region: 82-1362 (426 amino acids)
Source: RefSeq, a predicted model, not a curated record